Morchella sextelata is the source of this 1080-nucleotide messenger RNA. RefSeq lists its product as uncharacterized. Gene Ontology annotation, biological process: DNA transposition; DNA integration. The record is from RefSeq and is a predicted model, not a curated record. The coding region runs from base 1 to 1080 and encodes 359 amino acids. Gene Ontology annotation, molecular function: DNA binding. The transcript has a single exon. NCBI's taxonomy places the organism in Eukaryota, Fungi, Ascomycota, Pezizomycetes, Pezizales, Morchellaceae.
AUGCCGAACAAACCCCGCAAAACAGCUAGGAGGGAGUGGCCAGAGGGGGUGCUAUGGCAGGGAAUUGGAAUGAAGCGUCUUGGGGCCCCCUAUUCCACAAUUACCAAAAUCCUCAAACUGCCCAAGUCAACCCUUGCCAAUGCCAUGGCAAGGUAUGAGAAGACUGGUCAGGUUAAAUCCACACCCAGGCAUGAGAGACCCAAAAUCACUACUGUUAGAGAUGAUAGACAGCUUCUCAUCUGCAGUAGACGUGAGAGGACAAUCACAUAUGAGCAACUCCGCCAGGAAUUCGCAGUGCAAAUUUCAGCUAGCACAAUCAAGAGGAGGCUAGCUACAUUUGGUGUCCACAAGCACAUCAUGGCUGAGAGACCCAAGCUGACCCCAUAUGAUGCAAGAAGAAGGCUACGGUGGUGCAUUGCACACAGACAUUGGGAUAUCAGAAGGUGGAGGAGGGUGGUGUGGAGUGAUGAGUGCAGUGUUGAGAAAUAUGCAGAUCCAUAUGUCUCUUGGGCAUUCAGAACUGCAAAGGAAAAAUGGCUUCCCGAGUGUGUUAAAGGUGUUAGGAAGUCAGGAGGGGUGUCAAAGAUGAUGUGGGCAUGCUUUGCCGGGGAAUUGAAGGGGACCUGUAAUGGGGUUAUGGUGGGUGAAGGGGGGAGGACAAAUGCAGAGGCAUAUGUCAGGACUCUUGAGUUCUGUCUCCUGGAUUUUUUGGCAGAGCUACAGGAGAAGGGUAUCAGACCAAUCUUCAUGCAUGACAACGCUAGGGUACAUACCGCCGACCUUACAACUCAAUGGUUGGAGCAGCAUGGGGUUGAAGUUCUUGAGGACUGGCCUGCCUAUUCACCUGAUUUGAACCUCAUUGAGCAUGUUUGGGUACACCUCAAGAGACUCUACCAUCAGCAUUACCCCCAUUUAGUAUAUGAUACUAGAUCACCUCAAGUAAUUAAGCCCCUCAUGGAGGAAGCUCUUAUUCAUUGCUGGGAACUGUUACCUGAUGAGUUAUUUGGUAGGCUGGUUGAAAGUAUGCCUAGGAGAAUUGAGGCUGUUAUAAAGGCAAAGGGUUGGUACACAAGAUAUUAA